AGUAUAGUCACCUGAGGAUAUGGAGAUAUCAACAGAGAAACAUCUGAUCGAGGCUCAUUUGGAGCCUCUUAGAUGGACGAGUUCUCCAGAGGACAGAUAUUCAGACUCUGCAUCAGAGUCCAGUGAAGACGUCUCCAGUGAGGACGGCCUCUGGCAGCCGGACCGGCUCUGCCAGGAGACGAGCUCGACGUCGGCGGCCGAGAGCGACCAGAGACGUUUGGCCAGAAGGAAGCUUUUCAUGGCCUGUGCUGUCAGCCUCGUCUUCAUGACCGGAGAGGUGGUUGGUGGAUACGCCGCUCACAGUCUGGCCAUCAUGACGGACGCAGCUCAUCUUCUGACGGACUUUGGCAGCAUCCUGAUCAGCAUCUUCUCUCUGUGGAUCUCCUCCAGGCCUCAAACACACAACAUGACCUUUGGGUGGCAUCGAGCAGAGAUUCUGGGCAUGUUGCUGUCAGUGAUGUCUAUCUGGGCUGUAACGGCACUGCUUGUCAUAUCAGCCGCUCAGAGGAUCUCUGAUGGAGACUACGACAUCGACAGUCAGAUCAUGCUCAUCACUUCAGGCUGCGCUGUGGGAGUCAACGUCCUGAUGGUCCUGAUCCUCCAUCAGUCCGGAGCCUCACACGGCCACAGUCACACAUUCAUGCCGACCCACAAACAGCGUCGUGGGCGUGGCCACCAUCACAGCCACGGCAACGCCAGUGUGAAGGCCGCUUUCGUCCACGUGGUGGGAGAUCUGGUGCAAAGUGUGGGAGUCCUGCUGGCUGCCACCAUCAUCCACUUCUGGCCUGAAUAUAAAAUAGCAGAUCCGAUUUGCACGUUCCUGUUCUCCGUUCUUGUUCUUGGAACAACACUUCCAAUCACAAAGGACGUUUUCAGAAUCCUGAUGGAGGGCACUCCUCAGGGCGUUACCUUCAGCACCGUGAGAGAGCUGCUGCUGUCUGUGAGAGGAGUUGUGUCGGUUCACAGUCUGCACAUGUGGAGCCUCAACAUGACUCACUCUUUACUUUCUGUCCACAUGGUCACAGGAGAAGAUGCUGAUGCACAGAUCGUUCGCUUGAAGGCGACAAAGCUCCUGCGCUCUGAGUUUGGCUUCUCCAGUGUCACAAUCCAAGUGGAGCAUUAAAAGGACGACUGCCGACACUACCUUGACUGUGUGUUUACAUUGACAACUAUUUUUGCAACUAUUUUUAAUGAAAGGCUUACCUGGUGCACAGAUAUUCUUCUGUAUAUAUUCAAAAUUGUAAUGCUGUGAGUCUUUAAUAAGACAUGUAUUCAUGUUGUUACAUUUAUUAAUGCUGUAACAAUGUUCAUGUUUGAACUUUGCUUAUUCAUUGUAUUAAAACAAUCUUUUGCAUCAGUUUGGCGACUG
This is a messenger RNA of Anoplopoma fimbria (sablefish), 1369 nucleotides long. RefSeq names its product proton-coupled zinc antiporter SLC30A2-like. Gene Ontology annotation, molecular function: zinc ion transmembrane transporter activity. Gene Ontology annotation, cellular component: plasma membrane. The transcript is spliced from 8 exons. NCBI's taxonomy places the organism in Eukaryota, Metazoa, Chordata, Actinopteri, Perciformes, Anoplopomatidae. Bases 20 to 1123 code for a protein of 367 amino acids. Gene Ontology annotation, biological process: response to zinc ion; zinc ion transmembrane transport. The record is from RefSeq and is a predicted model, not a curated record.